AUGUUUAAUCCACAUUUGUUAGAUGUCCCUGCUGUAGUUAUUGACAAUGGUUCAGGCCUCUGUAAAGUGGGAUUAUCUGGAGAUAUUGGACCCCGUCAUGUUGUCAGCUCAGUCGUGGGGCAUCCUAAAUUUAACUUACCAUCUGCAAGAAGCAAUCGAAUCAAGUACUUUGUGGGUGAUGAAGCUCUAGACAAAUAUGGUUCCCUGUAUUUACACCGCCCCAUAGAACGUGGGCAGGUUACAGGGUGGGAUGAUAUGGAGAAACUUUGGAACCAUCUUUUUGAAGUAGAGCUGAGAGUAAAACCAAAUGAGCAGCCUGUAAUCAUGACUGAGCCCUCCUUGAACCCAAGAGAAACUCGAGAACGAAUUGCAGAAACCAUGUUUGAGAAAUUCGAUGUCCCAGCCUUUUACCUGGCCAACCAUGCAGCAAUAGCUCUUUAUGCCUAUGCCUGUGUCACCGGCCUUGUGAUAGACAGUGGCGAAGGACUUACUUGCACUGUUCCCAUCUUUGAGGGUUAUGCUCUGCCUCAUGCAGUCACCAAGCUCUGUGUGGCAGGAAGAGACAUCACCGACCAUCUCACCCGACUCCUCCUUGCAAGCAAGUGCAUCUUCCCUUGUAUAUUCAACAAAGCAGUGGUGGAUGAGAUCAAGGAGAGUAUGUGUUACAUCACCUUGGGAUCAAAUAAAGAGCUAUGCAAGAGGGUGGAGGAAUACACACCUCCGAGAGAAUACAUACUUCCAGAUGGUCAUGUCAUCUCCAUUGGGGACAGUAUGACCAAGGUGCCAGAGGUUCUUUUUUCACCGGAUCAGCUGGGCAUCAACAGCCCGGGACUCUCAGAAAUGGUUUCCAGCAGCAUCAUGAAGUGUGACACUGACAUCCAGAAGAACCUGUUUGCAGAUAUUGUGCUGUGUGGUGGCACCACUCUCUUCCAGGGACUGGAGGAAAGACUUAUGAAGGAACUGGAACCACUAGCUUUUGAAGGGAACCCCAUCAAGAUCACAGCUUCUCCUGAUAGAUGUUUCUCUGCAUGGAUCGGUGCAUCUGUUAUGACGUCUCUGAGCACAUUCAAGCAGAUGUGGGUCACUGCUGCAGAAUUCAAGGAGUUAGGGCGAUCUGUGGUUCAGAGAAAAUGCUUUUAA
This is a messenger RNA of Lepus europaeus (European hare), 1140 nucleotides long. Its product is annotated as actin-related protein T1-like. Gene Ontology annotation, cellular component: nucleus. Bases 1 to 1140 code for a protein of 379 amino acids. Gene Ontology annotation, molecular function: chromatin binding. The transcript has a single exon. NCBI's taxonomy places the organism in Eukaryota, Metazoa, Chordata, Mammalia, Lagomorpha, Leporidae. The record is from RefSeq and is a predicted model, not a curated record. Gene Ontology annotation, biological process: regulation of DNA-templated transcription.